AACUAAUUUUGUAGUUUUUCUUUCUCUUACUAUUGUUUUGGUUUGUUCUUCAACUUUUUUUUGUUAUUUAUAAUGUGUUUGAGUUAUAUUUGAGUUUGAGUUAAACAUAGUGUAAUGUUUUAAGUGUGUGAAGAGUUAAACUUAGUGUAGUGCUUUAAGUAUCUGAACUUGAGAUAAUAAUUGUCAGAUAUUAUGUGUUUGUGUUCUUGUCAGUUUGUGUUGUUGUCUUUGUGUUAAUAUAAUGUAUUAUCUUGACCACAGUUAGAUGUUUGAGUUUCAGAUUGUGUUAAUGUCUUAUCUAGAACUUGAGAUGGUAUCUUAUGGUUGAAUUGUUGUUCUAAAGGUCUUACUUACGCUUAGUACAUAUAAUGUUGGACAAGUCAUGGGUCCAUCUCUGCAGAGUUGAUCCUGCUUAUGAGAGAGGUGCUCGAAAAUUUGUACGAGCUGUGACUGAGGCUUUAGGAGACAUUGAUAAGCUAGUUUGUCCAUGCAUCGACUGCCGUAAUAUUGAUCGUCACUCGGGCAGUGAUGUGGUUGAUCAUCUUGUAACAAGAGGAAUGGAUGAGGCAUACAAGCGGCGGAGUGAUUGGUAUCAUCAUGGAGAAGUGAGCUCUGGGGCUGAAGUAGAAAGCAAAGUGAACCACUGGAAUGAGGAGAUAUUUGACUUAUAUAAAGCUGCUGAAUAUUUAGAUGAAGAGUUAGCUAGUAAAGGUGACUUAGGUGAGAUUGUAGAGGGUGACUUAGUUGAGAUAACUGAAGGUGAAGAAAAGAGAGAAGAUGAGUUUCUUGCAAAGCUAGCAGAUGCGGAGACACCAUUGUAUCCAAGCUGUGCGAACCAUAGCAAGCUAUCAGCUAUUGUGGAGCUGUUUAGAAUUAAGACAAAUAAUGGCUGGUCUGACAAGAGCUUCAAUGAACCGCUUGAGACAUUGCCAAAGAUGUUACCCAAGGAGAAUGUGCUUCACACAUCAUUGUAUGAUGUGAAGAAGUUUUUGAAGAGCUUUGACAUGGGAUAUGAGAAGAUCCAUGCGUGUGUAAAUGAUUGUUGCCUAUUUAGAAAGAAGUACAAGAAGCUCGAUAAUUGUCCAAAAUGCAAGGCUUCAAGGUGGAAGGUUAACAUGCACACUGGUGAAGUAAAGAAAGGUGUCCCACAGAAAGUAUUGAGAUACUUUCCAAUAAUCCCACGGCUUAAGAGAAUGUUCAGAACUAUGGAAAUGGCGAAGGACUUAAGGUGGCAUUUUAGUAACAAGAGCAGCGAUGGAAAAUUCCAUCAUCCUGUAGAUUCUGUUACUUGGAAAAAAAUGGAUGACAAAUACCCUUCCUUUGCAGCUGAAGAAAGGAACAUCCGGCUUGGACUUUCCACAGAUGGAUUUAAUCCGUUCAACAUGAAGAAUACUAGGUAUAGUUGUUGGCCUGUUCUGUUAGUUAAUUAUAAUCUGCCUCCUCACUUAUGUAUGAAGAAGGAGAACAUCAUGCUUACCUUGUUGAUUCCUGGACCACAAGAGCCUGGUAAUAGUAUUGAUGUUUACUUAGAACCACUAAUAGAUGAUUUAAACCAUCUGUGGAAGAAGGGAGAGUUGACUUAUGAUGCCUUUGGUAAAAAUAUUUUUACUCUUAAGGCAAUGCUUCUUUGGACUAUUAGUGAUUUUCCUGCUUAUGGAAAUCUUGCAGGCUGCAAAGUUAAGGGUAAAAUGGGAUGUCCUAUAUGUGGAAAAAACACAGAUAGUAUGUGGCUGAAAUUUAGCAGAAAGCAUGUUUUUAUGUGUCAUAGAAAGGGAUUAGCACCAACACAUAGUUAUCGGGAUAAGAAGGCAUGGUUUGAUGGGAAAGCUGAACAUGGGAGAAAGGCUAGAAUAUUAACUGGUCGUGAAAUUUCCCAAAAUCUGAGAAACUUCAAAAACGAUUUUGGUAAUGCUAAAGAAUCUGGAAGGAAGAGAAAAAGGACUGAAUAUCUUGACUCAGGAUCUGAUAUUGAUGAUGAAUCCAGUGAAUCAGAAGAAGAGGAAGAAGUAGCAGUUGACGAGGAAGAAUUAUCAAGAUGGAAGAAAAGAUCCAUUUUGUUCAAGCUAGAGUAUUGGGAGGAUCUCCCGGUGAGGCAUAAUUUGGAUGUAAUGCAUGUAGAGAGAAAUGUGGCUGCAAGCAUUGUCUCUACAUUGUUGCAUUGUGGAAAAUCAAAGGAUGGUCUUAAUGCUCGUAAAGAUUUGCAAGAACUUGGGAUAAGAAAGGAUUUACAUCCUAGUACACAAGGAAAGAGAACUUACCUUCCAGCAGCUCCUUGGUCUUUAUCAAAGAAAGAGAAGAAAAUUUUCUGCAAGCGGCUUUUUGAUUUUAAAGGUCCAGAUGGAUAUUGCUCUAAUAUAUCAAGGGGUGUAUCAUUAGAGGAGUGUAAGAUAACAGGUCUCAAAUCACAUGAUUAUCAUGUAUUGAUGCAACAGCUACUCCCAGUUGCACUUAGAGGAUUGUUACCAAAAGGACCUAGGACAGCAAUCUUUCGCUUGUGCGCAUUCUUCAACAUGUUGUGUCAGCGAGUUAUUGACAGGGAGCAGAUUUCAGUAAUGGAAGCUGAAAUAGUUGAAACUCUCUGUAUGUUUGAAAGAUUUUUCCCACCCAGCUUCUUUGAUAUCAUGGUACACUUGACAGUUCAUCUAGGAAGGGAAGCUCGUCUUGGAGGACCAGUCCAUUUUAGAUGGAUGUACCCAUUUGAAAGGUACAUGAAAGUUCUGAAAGACUUUGUUAGAAAUCCUGCAAGACCGGAAGGUUGUAUCGCAGAGUCUUACCUUGCAGAAGAAUGUGUGCAGUUUUGUAGUGAUUUUCUGAAAAAGUCAACUAGUGUAUAAGAAAAACUGGAUAGAAAUACAGAGUAUGAGAAUAUCUCUAUUCUAGAAGGUCGGCCUAUAUCCGCAGGCACUUCAUUUACUCUCACUGAAAUGGAGAAAAAUAUAGCACAUCUUGCUGUCAUUCAGAAUAUUGCUGCCUUGGAUCCUUAUGUGGACAUGCACCUGCAAUAUCUACAAGACUCAUAUCCAAGAUGUAGACGUGAAGCAUCACUGUUGUGGACUAUGCAUGCUCAGAAAUUUGCUACUUGGUUAAAAGAGCAGGCAAGUAAUAAUAUAUCUGAAUGGUAUGCAUUCAUGAUUCUGGUUUUCAUAUCCUUUUGUUUCUGACUGUUCUUUGUUUUUUUUACAUUUGGUAGAUACCAAUAGUUUCAAAUGGACAUGAAGAUACUCUUAAGUGGUUGGCUUAUGGUCCUCGGUGUAGUGCUAGGUCUUAUACAGGGUAUAUAGUUAAUGGUCAACAGUUUCACACAAGCUCACUUCAAAGAAAAAGUCAGAAUAGUGGGGUUUAUUAUGAGGCUACUGCUAUGUGUAGAUCUAGUGCUAAAGAUACUUCACAAGUGUUUGAUUUGGUAUCAUACUAUGGGAGAGUCACUGAUAUCAUACUACUUGAUUACAAUGUGUUUUAUGUACCUCUAUUCCGAUGUCAAUGGGCAGUAAGAGGUAAUGGAGUUAAGGUCGAAGAUGGUUUCACGCUUGUUAACUUGAAUCAAAGUCAAGUCAGCUUCUUGAGGGAUCCAUACAUAUUAGCCUCUCA
Arabidopsis lyrata subsp. lyrata is the source of this 3588-nucleotide messenger RNA. RefSeq lists its product as uncharacterized. The transcript has 5 exons. The record is from RefSeq and is a predicted model, not a curated record. The coding region runs from base 369 to 2834 and encodes 821 amino acids. Lineage: Eukaryota; Viridiplantae; Streptophyta; Magnoliopsida; Brassicales; Brassicaceae.